Messenger RNA from Cannabis sativa, 720 nucleotides. RefSeq lists its product as uncharacterized. The record is from RefSeq and is a predicted model, not a curated record. Bases 1 to 720 code for a protein of 239 amino acids. NCBI's taxonomy places the organism in Eukaryota, Viridiplantae, Streptophyta, Magnoliopsida, Rosales, Cannabaceae. The transcript has a single exon.
AUGAAGGUAGGGGAUAGGUUCGGUCGUUCGUGGCUUAUUUUGGGGGACACUAACUUUGUCCUUAGUAGUUCUGAACGAGAGGGAUCAAAAGGUAGAGACCAGUUUAUCCCUGUAAUCUCAAAUCUGGUGAAUGCCCGGGGGCUUAUUUCUCUUCCCAUCCAGGGAGACAGGUUGACCUGGGACAACCAUCGUUCUGGGUCUAAUCAUGUUAAGUCGGCUUUGGAUAAAGGGCUCGCUAAUGGUGAUUGGGUUAGGCUUUUCCCGAAGGCUGUCCUUUGUUCUGUCCAGACUGCCAAUUCGGAUCACCGCCCUCUGUGUCUAUAUUCUGGUGGUUUGGGGGAGAACGUCAGAAGAAAUUUUAGGUUUGAGGAAGCCUUGACUAGGGAUGAGCGAAGUAAACUUGUGGUUGAUUUUGCUUGGAAGUCUGUCUCCUUUCCUUGGGCACCGGCCAGGAUCUUUAAGAAGAUUGGGGCUACUCGGGUUGCUCUUAUGCAUUGGAAUAGAUCCCAGUUUGGUAAUUUAGAUGUCCAAAUCCGUGAUCUCGAAAGAAGACUGGAUAGUGUUCAGAAGCUGCCUGUGGGAUCUAGAGAUUGGGAAAUGGAAAAGGAACUUCGCUACUCUCUAAAUGAGGCCCGAGCUAGGAAAGAAGUGUAUUGGAAACAAAGGGCUAGAAUUUCCUGGAUGAAGGAAGGGGCAAAUGCACCAAAUUCUUUUUCCUGA